Messenger RNA from Eremothecium sinecaudum, 1095 nucleotides. It is a transcript of the gene KSS1, whose product is annotated as mitogen-activated serine/threonine-protein kinase KSS1. The record is from RefSeq and is a predicted model, not a curated record. The transcript has a single exon. Lineage: Eukaryota; Fungi; Ascomycota; Saccharomycetes; Saccharomycetales; Saccharomycetaceae. Gene Ontology annotation, molecular function: ATP binding; MAP kinase activity. Gene Ontology annotation, biological process: intracellular signal transduction; protein phosphorylation. The coding region runs from base 1 to 1095 and encodes 364 amino acids. Gene Ontology annotation, cellular component: nucleus; cytoplasm.
AUGCCAAGAACAAUUACAUAUGAUAUACCAUCUCACUAUCAAUUGGUUGACUUGAUUGGAGAAGGUGCUUAUGGUACAGUGUGCUCUGUAAUACAUAAGACAACGGGAACUAAGGUUGCUAUUAAGAAGAUACAACCUUUUACCCGUCCUAUGUUUGUUACACGAACUUUACGCGAAUUAAAGUUGUUAAAAUUCUUCCACGAUCAUGAAAAUAUCAUAUCAGUGCUUGAUAUUGUUCGUCCUGCAUCAUGCCAGGUAUUCGAUGCUGUAUAUUUGGUUCAGGAGUUGAUGGAAACAGAUUUGCAGAGAAUCAUUGGGCGACCAAAGGCAUUAUCAGAUGACCAUAUCCAGUACUUCACUUAUCAGAUUUUAAGAGCUUUAAAAUCACUGCAUUCAGCUCAGGUUAUACACAGGGAUCUUAAGCCUUCUAACCUACUACUCAAUUCUAGCUGUGACCUGAAGCUGUGCGAUUUUGGACUUUCCCGUUGUCUGGCAUCCAGCGAUCGUUCUCGUGAGAACAUGGUUGGAUUUAUGACUGAGUAUGUCGCUACAAGAUGGUACAGAGCUCCGGAAAUUAUGUUAUCAUUUCAAGAAUACACUACUGCCAUGGACAUAUGGUCCUGUGGGUGUAUUUUAGCAGAAAUGAUCAGUGGAAAGCCUUUAUUCCCAGGCCGAGACUAUCAUCAUCAGCUAUGGAUUAUACUAGAAAUAUUAGGGACACCUUCGCUCGAAGAUUUUGAGCAGAUAAAGAGUAAGCGUGCAAAAGCCUACAUUUCAACACUCCCAAUGAGGCCAAAGAUACCAUGGAAUGUGGUAUUAGGUACCAAUGAUAUAAAUCCUCAGGCUAUGGAUUUGCUGGACAAAAUGCUAACGUUCAACCCUGAUAAGCGAAUAAGCGCAGCAGAAGCCUUGCAGCAUCCGUACCUCAGUACAUAUCAUGAUCCUAACGAUGAGCCAAGCUAUGAUGUGCUAAACUUACAGGAUGACUUUUGGAAAGUUGAUAAUGACGCAAGAAUGAAAACGGAAGAAGAGGAGCUAUCAAUGGAAACUCUUAAGAAUAUGUUGUAUGAGGAGGUUAUGAAACCUCUACAAUAA